Dictyostelium discoideum AX4 is the source of this 588-nucleotide messenger RNA. RefSeq lists its product as hypothetical. Lineage: Eukaryota; Evosea; Eumycetozoa; Dictyosteliales; Dictyosteliaceae. The coding region runs from base 1 to 588 and encodes 195 amino acids. The record is from RefSeq and is a predicted model, not a curated record. The transcript has a single exon.
AUGGUGAGAUACAACACAGCAAUACCCAAAGUAUUCAUAAACAUCAACAGCAUUUCUCACCAAAAAGGUAGAAACACCCUCUUCAGAUUCUUCUCAAGAUCACUUCCAGGUAUCAACCACGAAAGAGACACCAGAUGCAAGAUCUGUGGCCACCUAUUCAGAGACCCUUAUUCUCACCUCUUCACUCUAUGCCAAGAUAUCCUAUAUAUUGAAAAAACCAUCAUAUCAACAGUUAACAAAUUAUCAUUCAUCAAAAUCCACAGAUGGUCAAUGGAUACCUUAGACAUAUCAAAAUACAACAGAACUGAGAGAAUCUUCCCCAAUCUCAUAGGAAUAAUAGCACACCAAUUAUGGAAGAUAAUCUGUCACAAAUUGUUCAACACUGAUGAAAGCAAACCAGAGCCAAAAUUCGAACAAAAGGUCAUAGAAACAGAAUUACUAAAUCUCAUCGAAACUGAAAAAUUCAUCACACUAAAGAAAAUCAAACACGACGAAGCAAUACUAAAAAACACCAAUCAAGAUCUUCACAAAUACAAAUUCAACAAAGCCUGGCAAACUCCAGCAGCUCCGAACCCUCUUCCAAUUUAA